AAACACACACAAACAAAGCAACCGUAUUCUCUCUUCCCUGCGCUUCCUGAAUCCUCUGUCUCAGCUUCUGCUAACUACUUACUAGUCGGGGUGGUUGUUUAUUAUUACAGACAUCACUCCGCGCCCAGAAAAAAAGUAAUAAAUAAAUAAACCCAGAAAGUGAGGAACUCAAGAAACCAAAAUCCAUAGAAAAUAGAGGCAGAGGAAGGCUGUGGAGAUGGUUUUGCAGAAGCAGCACCACCUCUUCACCUGGGAUUUCUAUUUUUAAUCUUUAGCUAAGCUUUGCUUCUUUGUUUCUCUAUGCUUUCUGACUCAUUUGUAUGGCGGACACGUAUGAUCAAGCUUGCUCUUCCCCUCCUCCUCCCUCCUCCUUUUCUCAUUCUCUUCCCCCUCCACCUUCUCGUCCCGCAGUUGAGAAAUCAGACGAAAUCUCGCUUUUUCUUCAUCAACUCCUCCAGUCAUCGUCAUCCUCUGUUUGCAUGCCUGACAGGACCAAAGAGAUAUCCUUCUCAUCUCCUCUUCCUCUUCCUCACCCUCCUCCCCCCGGUUUCUUUUCUUCUCAUCCGCAGAGUACAUCUAAUGCUCUGCCCGGCGGCUAUCAACUCCCACCAUGCGGAUCGUCUUUUCUUCUUCCCCCAUCCUGUGACUUCCGAGUCAGGGAUGGAACCUCAACGGCUGAGUCCUCCGGCGCAGCCGACUUUUCCAGUCUCAUUCUCUCUUCUUCCAGCUUUUGUUUACCGGACGAGGCCAAAGAGACCGCAACCACUACGACUUCCGCUAGGACUGGGGACUGCGAUGCAGUGAUUGCAACUGUGAAGCGAAGAAAGUCCCCGUUGGACAAUGAUCUCGACGACUAUGAAUGCGAAAGCGAGGAGGGUCUUGAAGCGUCGGAGGGACCGUCCAAGCCGGUGCCACCUCGUACCUCUUCCUCUUAUUCUUCUUCCAAGAGAAGCAGAGCGGCGGAAGUUCACAAUUUGUCUGAAAAGAGGAGGAGGAGUAGGAUAAAUGAAAAAAUGAAAGCAUUGCAGAAUCUAAUCCCGAAUUCUAACAAGACGGAUAAGGCUUCAAUGCUGGAUGAAGCCAUUGAAUAUCUUAAGCAGCUUCAGCUUCAAGUACAGAUGUUGUCAAUGAAAAAUGGAUUGGUUUUACAUCCAAUGUACCUGCCUGGAGUAUUGCAGCCUAUACCGCUGCCUCAGGUGCCAAUCAACAUAAAUGAGGGAAGUACAUCCAGAAUGUCUAACCAACUAACUUCCUCUUACCAACCAAUUGAUUUGUCCACUAUGGCCAAUAUCACUAAUUCAGAAACCUCAUUUGCAACAGAAUCAUCAAUUCAAGCUUACCACGGACCACUUCUGCUCUCCACAUCCUCCAAGGAAAUCUACAGGGAGAGUAUAUUGCCUCCGCAACAAAUAAGUACAAGUCGUUCUGUGAAGAACCUAUCAGCACAUAGGCAUUUUGAUGCGCAAGGCUUGGGGAACAACUCUCAACUAGGGUGCAUGUCACGGUCCGAAAGAUCAGAAGAUGUACUCUCUAAGGACGUAAACGAUAACAAGAUUUUCAUUCAACGUCCACAUGGCACAGAUACAAGAAUUGUGUCAAAUGACAAAGGCAAUACAAAGAUGCCCAACUACUGAAGUUGGUCACACCAGCCUUCAAGCAUCUCAUCGACUCUUGAUUUGUUGUAGCUUAAUUAUGAUUCUCCAUGCUGAUCAGGAACGCCUGAAGUACUUUGUAUUCAAAUACUUCAAAGUGGAGCGAUGAGCAGAGAUCCGGCGUUCAGUCUGUGGUGUUUGGCGCAAGUUUCCUUGUGGAAAGUUUGAUGGAAAAUGGUGAUGUUUUUUUUAUGUAAAUUGAUUAUUCUUUGGGCGGGGUGAUAAACUGAUAACCCUCACCUAUAUUCUCUAUGAUUCUUAGAGGGAAACAAAUUAUACCUGGGAAGUUUAGAACUUUCUUGAUGCUUAUGGCAUGGACAAAGAUGGUGGCCUGAACCAUUAUGGACCAAUUUUGGAUCUGGGUAGAUGGUCCUUGUAUUUGUAGCUAGAACCAAUUGGACUGACAGUCACGGCUUAUAUCAAUUAUAUUUCUCUGAUUU
Messenger RNA from Nelumbo nucifera (sacred lotus), 2092 nucleotides. RefSeq lists its product as uncharacterized. NCBI's taxonomy places the organism in Eukaryota, Viridiplantae, Streptophyta, Magnoliopsida, Proteales, Nelumbonaceae. Gene Ontology annotation, cellular component: nucleus. The record is from RefSeq and is a predicted model, not a curated record. Gene Ontology annotation, molecular function: protein dimerization activity.